Messenger RNA from Sodiomyces alkalinus F11, 297 nucleotides. RefSeq lists its product as hypothetical. The record is from RefSeq and is a predicted model, not a curated record. The transcript is spliced from 4 exons. NCBI's taxonomy places the organism in Eukaryota, Fungi, Ascomycota, Sordariomycetes, Glomerellales, Plectosphaerellaceae. The coding region runs from base 1 to 297 and encodes 98 amino acids.
AUGGAGCUGGGUAGCCCAGGGCUAGCAUCUUGCUUUCAUUCUUUAAACCCGCACACCACCCAACUUCCCCCAACUGCUUUUACCUAUUCCCGAGAUGAGGAGACCUCCUUCGAACACCAGCUAAGCCGGCCCGACAUGCAGACACUUUCCACCAUGACCCCUUAUCAACGUCCUCCAUUCGACAGUUCCUCCCGCACCAAAGAAACUCAAACCAACCAACCGGAACCAAACAUGACCAUCUCAUUCCGCCGUAUCCUACAUCUUCGCCAUCUGCAGUCAUAUCUUCAGCAGCCAUAA